GUAAGACAGUGAGUGCAGAAACAAACCCUAGAACUGGAACUGAAGAACAAUUGAACGUUGAUAAUUGGAACCGCUCUGGAAUUGGAUGAACUGAGAAUCGUAAUCAAUGGGUGCGAGUCGAAAGCUUCAGGGAGAGAUAGAUCGCGUUCUCAAGAAGGUUCAGGAAGGUGUUGAAGUCUUUGAUAGCAUCUGGAACAAGGUUUACGACACGGACAAUGCUAACCAGAAGGAGAAAUUUGAGGCAGACCUCAAGAAGGAGAUUAAGAAGCUCCAGAGAUAUAGAGACCAAAUUAAGACUUGGAUUCAGUCCAGUGAGAUCAAGGACAAGAAGGUUAGUGCCUCGUAUGAGCAGGCUCUGGUGGAUGCGCGCAAGCUAAUUGAGCGUGAAAUGGAAAGAUUUAAGAUCUGUGAGAAGGAGACUAAGACCAAAGCAUUCUCUAAAGAAGGCUUGGGUCAACAGCCUAAGACUGAUCCUAAAGAAAAGGCUAAAUCAGAGACGAGGGAUUGGUUAAACAACGUGGUUGGAGAGUUAGAAUCUCAGAUUGAUAGCUUUGAAGCUGAGCUUGAAGGACUUUCCGUCAAGAAAGGAAAAAACAAGCCACCCAGAUUGACCCACCUAGAGACAUCAAUUACUCGACACAAGGCUCAUAUAAAGAAAUGUGAAUUUAUAUUGAGACUACUAGAUAAUGAUGAAUUAAGUCCUGAGGAGGUUAAUGAUGUCAAAGAUUUCUUAGACGACUAUGUAGAGCGUAAUCAGGAAGAUCCUGAUGAUUUCGAUGAUGUCGAUGAACUAUACAGUUCAUUACCUUUAGACAAGGUGGAUACUCUAGAAGAUCUUGUUACAAUUCCGCCCGGUCUUGCUAAGGUGGUGCCUGGUCUUAGCUUGAAGAAUACAUCACAAACAGCGUCAGGAUCUGCAUCACAAACAUCUGAAACUAUGAUUUCUAAUCAUCAGGAUGCUUCUGUUCAGGAGCAAGCUGAUGACACAGCAUCCCAGGAUAGCAAUUCUGACAUUGCUGCAAAAACUCCACCUUCUAAAAGUAGUGGAAUUGCUUCUGCUACAUCAACACCUUCUGGGAACCAUGCUACUCCUGUUUCUGUGAAUAUUUCAGGUCAUAACUCGUCCAGUGAACCAGCUGUUGCAGUCCUACCUGGUUCGAAUUCUGUUCGGAAUGUUUUGGAGAAUACUAAUAUUGCCAACACUUCAUCUACUGUAAAUCAGUCUACCUCUAUAAAGGAAGAAGAUAUUAAUAGCUUCCAUAGCCGGAGACCAUCUCCAUCACUUGCUGAUGCAACACUUGUGAGGGGAAGAAACAGCCUGUCAAGUCAAGCAGCAGCUAGCAUCCCUCUUGGUUCUGGUAACAUGGUUUCCAGCAAUGGAGCCCUUGGUUCAGUUCCUUCAGCCUCCGAAAUAACUAAGAGAAACAUAUCGGGAGCUGAUGAUAGACUUGGAAAUAGUGGGAUGGUGCAGCCUCUUGUAUCCCCGCUAAGUAAUAGAUUGAUCUUGCCUCAGGUUGCGAAGACUAAUGAUGGAACUGCUUCAGUUGACUCUAGUACUGUUAAUGAAGCUGCAGCUGCAUCUGGGAGAGUUUUCUCUCCUUCCAUGGUUCCUGGCAUGCAAUGGAGACCUGGAAGUCCCUUUCAGAAUCAGAAUGAUGCAGGCCAGCUUCGUGGAAGAACUGAAAUAACUCCUGAUCAAAGAGAAAAGUUUUUGCAGAAGUAUCAGCAAGUGCAGCAACAGGGGCCCAGUAACCUUCUUAAUAUGGCUUCUCUUGGUGGAAACCCUAAGCAGUUUUCUGCCCAGCAGCCAAAUCCCCUUUUGCAACAGUUUAACUCUCAAGGUUCAUCUGCUUCUUCUCAAUCUGGUAUGGGACUUGGACUCCAGUCCCCUGCUCUCAGUGGUAUUUCAUCUGCCUCAUUACAGCAGCCACCCAAUCCUGUCCAUUCCCCGUCUAGUCAACAGCCAUUGAUGCCAGGUGUUUCUAAAGAUGCAGAUGUUGGUAAUUCUAAGAUUGAAGAACAGCAGCAACAUCGGAAUUUUCGUGAUGAGUCAACAACCGAAUCUACUGUUAGUACUGGAAUUGGCAAGAAUCUCAUAAAUGAAGAUGAUUUGAAAUCAGCAUAUACUGUAGAUUCUCCUGCAGGAGUAUCUGCCUCUAUUCCGGAGUCUGCUCAAACUUCCAGGGAUAUUGAUUUGUCUCCAGGCCAACCUUUGCAAUCCAAUCAACCUACUGGUAACCUUGGUGUCAUUGGAAGAAGAAAUGGUUCCGAACUUGGAGCCAUUGGUAAUAAUUUUAUUGGAUUGAGUGUUAGUUCUGGUGGAGUGCACAAUCAAUUAUAUAAUUUGCAAAUGCUUGAGGCAGCCCAUUUCAAAAUUCCACAACCUAAAGACUCAGAACGUCCUAGGAAUUACACUCCUAGGAAUCCAACAAUUACACCUCCUAGCUAUCCUCAAGUACAAGCACCUACUGUUUAUAAUCCUGCCUUUUGGGAGAGAGUAGGUCUCGAACCAUUUGGCACGGAUACCCUGUUCUUUGCAUUUUAUUUUCAGCAGAAUACUUGCCAACAAUAUUUGGCUGCAAAGGAGCUAAAAAAGCAGUCUUGGAGAUACCAUCGAAAGUAUAAUACAUGGUUUCAGCGGCAUGAAGAGCCCAAAGUUGCUACCGAUGAAUAUGAGCAGGGAACAUAUGUGUACUUUGAUGUCCAGAUUAAAAAUGACGACCUGCAACAUGGGUGGUGUCAAAGAAUCAAGACUGAAUUCACUUUUGAGUAUAAUUAUCUUGAAGAUGAGCCUCUUGUAUAGAAGAUGCCACCUGGUAACAAUGUAAUUGUGAAAUUUGUUUGGAAUUGUUGACGGGAAAGAUAUUGGUUAUGCAAUGCACAUUGUGACAGCAGGUUAUUAGGCUGCCAUUCUUUGCCGGGGCAAUGUCUUUAUUAUUUUCUUUUUGGUGCUAAUUGUCCUAGCUUGUUAAUUGCAUUUAGGAUUCUGUUUUCGAAGAUUAAAACAAUAUGGAUGUGUUUCCUGUUAACCUUUUUCCGAUUUGAGCAUUGAUUGCCCCAUUCGGCUUGUUUACGGACGAUGAGAGAAAAGAAAAUAAGAUGAAAGGAAUUAUAUGUGCAUUGUGUAUAAACAAGAUUUCUUGUCAUUUAUGUUUU
Messenger RNA from Gastrolobium bilobum, 3156 nucleotides. RefSeq names its product general negative regulator of transcription subunit 3-like. Gene Ontology annotation, biological process: regulation of DNA-templated transcription; nuclear-transcribed mRNA poly(A) tail shortening. Bases 107 to 2803 code for a protein of 898 amino acids. The transcript is spliced from 17 exons. Gene Ontology annotation, cellular component: P-body; CCR4-NOT core complex; nucleus. Lineage: Eukaryota; Viridiplantae; Streptophyta; Magnoliopsida; Fabales; Fabaceae. The record is from RefSeq and is a predicted model, not a curated record.